AUGAUGAGCGAUGAACAACUGCGCUUUCUACAUAAGUGCGUUCGCGACGGACUGACACCGAAGAGCCUCCGUUAUAAAGCGCCAGUGAACACCGAAUUGGGCCGAUGCGUCGUACAACGCUUCCGGAAGCAAAUGAUAAGAGUGCUGAUCAACGACUGCCACUUACGCUUGCGCAAGUACCGAACGGUCAUAGAAGAAAGAAGGGCGGAGUGCACGGCAUUGCUCGACGAAUCAGUUACCGAGUGUUUGGACCGAAUAAUAUCAACCGUGGCAAAAGCGAGACAGGAAGUGAAACGCAUGAAUCUAGAUCAAAAAGCCGUCAAAUUGAAACCGGAAAUCAAUACCAACGAAAAUGUAGUACACAACUUAUCGUCGAAGCAGUUAAGCGAAACGGAACUCAGAGUGCUGAUCCACGAAGCCAAUUUUAACACUGCUGAUGCCACCCCAGCUGACUUCAUUGCCGCAAUUGAGGCCAUGUUAGUACGAACUAACUCAAGCGAAGAGGAUAAACGCACGGUGUGCCAAAAGGUUACCUCUCUCCUGAUGACGAACAGGCACGCUAGCAAUAUGUCAUCCGCAGAAAUAGAAGCAAUGAAGAGAUUAAAAAUGGACAAAUAUAUUAUGGUACUACCGGCCGCCAAAGGAAGAGCAACAGUUGUGAUGAACCGCGUUGAUUACAAGGAGAAGGCAGAAGACCUCCUGGACGACCAACAAUCCUACAGGUCCGCACCCGCCUCGCAGGCCAAAUCGGGGAUUGGCCGGCUGACUGGACUCUUAAGCCGACUCCGGCGCAACAACGUAGUCUCGUUAGACGAAUGGCGCCAGACAAAACCAACCGACACUGCGUUGGCCAGGUUCUACGAACUACCAAAAAUUCACAAACCCAACGUUCCUCUUCGGCCAAUCGUUGCCCUAAAAGGCAGCGCCCAUACAAUUUAG
Molecule: messenger RNA, 939 nt
Organism: Spirometra erinaceieuropaei
Lineage: Eukaryota; Metazoa; Platyhelminthes; Cestoda; Diphyllobothriidea; Diphyllobothriidae
Source: the annotation of a GenBank genome assembly